AUGGGUGCGGAUGUGAUGAGUGAAGUCCUUCAGAAUUGUCAGAUUUCUGAAGGCGAAGAUCCAAAGAAGUUGGCUCAGGAGUUCAAGAACGAGGCAAACAAACAUUUUAAAGGUAAGUUUUAUGUGUAAAACAGGUUUUUGUGGUUCAAAAGUGUAAAGUAAACCAUAAAAAGUAUCUAUACUUUGGGUUUAGAGCAACAUUAUGAUUCUGCGAUUGAAUUAUACAGCAAAGCUAUCGAAUUGGAUGAAGCCGAUCCGAUCUUCUACAGCAAUCGCAGCUUCGCCUACAUCAAGAAGGAAUUGUUUGGAUUAGCGUUGGCUGAUGCGGAUAAAGCUUUGGAAUUGAAACCAUCGUUUGUCAAAGCGUAUUUCCGACGUGCUUCAGCUAACUUAGCACUUGGAAAGUACAAAAAAGCUCUGACUGACUAUGAUAAGGUCCGAAAAGCCUGUCCGAACGAUAAAGAUGUCCAAAAGAAGUAUGAGGAAGUGAACAAGAUCGUGAAACGGAUAGCUUUUGAGAAGGCUAUUGCUGUGGAUGAGCCUAAGAGUAUUGCGGAGUCAAUUAGUCUUGAAGCUUAUCGUGAGUUUUUUUCUUUUUUGCUUGGUUUUUAGUGGCAAGUAUAAUAUAAUAUUUUGGAGGAGUUACGACUGUUAAUUGCAUUGUUUUGCUAAACACUGAAUUAAUGUAACUUAGAACAAGUUUUGUUUUUAAAAUUCUCUUUUUUAAUUUUAGCUUAUUUUUUGAUAAAAAACCUAAAACAAUAUAAUUUUUUACAAACUUGAAGACAAGCUUUAUUAUAUUACUUUUUACAGCAGUAGAAGACAGUUACACGGGUCCACGAUUGGAUGGUGAUAUUACAAAGGAAUUCAUGGAUGAACUGGUCGAUAAUUUUAAAAAACAAGGCAAACUACACAUGAAAUACGCGUAUAAAGUAAGGUUUUUCAAAUUUUUGUCGGUUUUUAGACAUUUUUCAACUUGAAUUUGAUUGAUAAAUAUAAUUUUAUGUUUUCUUUUACGAAUGUGAUGGAAAAGCUGUUUAUUUAAAGUCUAGAAUGUUGUUUUAUUACUUAACGUAUCAGUUUAACCACAUAUAUAUUUAGUAAUUAAUAUUUUUACAGAUUCUAUUGAAAAUACGAGAGUUAUUUGGUAAUUACCCGACUUUAAGAGAAGUGACAGUGCCAGCGAAACAAAAGUUUACGAUUUGUGGUGAUGUUCACGGCCAAUUUUAUGAUCUUUGUAACAUUUUUGAGCUUAAUGGCAGGCCUUCCGAGACGAAUCCUUAUGUAAGUUGUUGAAAGGACAGGUUUUAAAAGGUGUAUUGUAAUGGAAAGUCGCUGGGAAUGUUAGUAUUUUGAAUAUUACGUUAGGAAAAAGGUUUUGAUUAUAGCUUAAUCAGCUUAUUUUGACGAUAAUAUAGCUAAACCAGCUCAUUUAGAUGAUAAUAUAGCUUAUCUAGUCAAUAACAUUACCGUUUUUUAGCUGUUUAAUGGAGACUUUGUUGAUAGAGGCUCCUUUUCGGCCGAAACGAUAUUCACCUUGUUUGGAUACAAACUACUAUAUCCAGAACACUUCCAUUUAUCUCGAGGCAACCAUGAAAGUGACACAAUGAAUAAGAUGUACGGGUUUGAAGGCGAGAUCAAGGCCAAAUUUAAUCAACGUAUGGCCGAGUUCUUCUCGGAAAUCUUCAAUUACCUACCGUUGUGCCAUCUGAUCAACAAGAAAAUCUUUGUAAGUUGGUAUUUUAAUGGAAUGCCAAUCUUUUUUAUAUUUGAUAAGAAUUUCAAAUAGGUCUAUAUUAAAUGUCAUUUCAGGUAUGUCACGGUGGACUAUUCUCGAAGGACGGUGUGACGAUUGACCAGAUUCAGAAGGUGAACCGCGUUCGACAACCACCAGAUGAGGGUAUUAUGACAGACUUGUUGUGGGCGGAUCCACAGCCAUCGCCCGGUCGAUACCCGUCGAAGCGAGGCGUGGGUCUUCAAUUUGGCCCAGAUGUCACUGAGAAGUUCUUGAAACUAAAUGAUUUGGCCUAUGUUGUGAGGUAGGGCAUGGGUUUUAAAAAAAUUUUUGAUUUUGUUACCUAAAAUAUGAUUUUUACAAAAUUUUUGGAAAAUAAUGUUAAAAUUUAACUUCAGAUCACACGAAGUGAAACCAGAAGGAUAUGAAGAGCAUCACGAUGGAAAGUGCUACACUAUCUUCAGUGCUCCAAAUGUAAGUGUAGUAUGAAAAAAGAAAAAAUCUAAAUUAAUGUUUCUUGAGCUAAAAAGCCUAAACAAUAGAAAUAAACGACAUAAUUGUCGAAUUUUUUAAAUUUUAGGUAACAAAAGUGAAGAUUUUUUAUGUUUUAGGUAAUAAAAAUGCGUUUUUGAUAUUUUUUUAAUUUAAAAAAAAUUUUUUUAAAAUUAAUAAAAAAUUUAAUUUUGUAAAAUUUCAGUACUGUGACACGAUGGGCAACAAGGGAGCGUACAUCACGAUUACUGGUAACAACCUAAAGCCUCAGUUCACAUCGUUCGACGCCGCUCCCCACCCCAACGUCAAGUCCAUGGCCUAUGCCAAUCCGAUGUUCGACUUUGCGUGA
Molecule: messenger RNA, 2576 nt
Organism: Bursaphelenchus okinawaensis
Lineage: Eukaryota; Metazoa; Nematoda; Chromadorea; Rhabditida; Aphelenchoididae
Source: the annotation of a GenBank genome assembly